Branchiostoma floridae (Florida lancelet) is the source of this 4640-nucleotide messenger RNA. RefSeq names its product dentin sialophosphoprotein-like. The transcript has 13 exons. NCBI's taxonomy places the organism in Eukaryota, Metazoa, Chordata, Leptocardii, Amphioxiformes, Branchiostomatidae. The record is from RefSeq and is a predicted model, not a curated record. Bases 1 to 4395 code for a protein of 1464 amino acids. Gene Ontology annotation, molecular function: protein binding. Gene Ontology annotation, biological process: signal transduction.
AUGUCUGACGAUUCUGACGUCGACUCGCAGAACUCUGACGUCGAUGACACGUACGACGCCGAUACGUCAUCACAGGGGUCACGGGGGUCAAGUCGUGAUGACGAGAAAAGCGCAGGCGAGCUUGAAAACAAUCUUGGAGACGAAAUUAAAACACCUGAUGACGCUGACAAGGAAGAACAUAACCACGACUCCAGGAAAGGAAGCGAUGCGGGGUCAACGUCCGAUCGGGCAAAAGUGGAGGAAGAUGACGACCCAGGAAGUACCCUUUCAGAAACUGGCUCCGUUAAAACAACAGAGAGAGACUCCAGGGCGGGUAGUGUCAUGUCAGCGAACGGGAGGACACGCGCCGCGCGGGAGGGGGACAGUGUGAGACCGUCCAGCGCUUCGAGCAGGGAAAGCGGCAAAAAUUCAAAGUUAGAAGACAGUCAGAUGGAAACCCACGAAGGUAGAAGUGAGGGCGGUUCUGAAAAUGAAGACCCGGAUUCUUGUGAUGAUUCUGAAGAUGAUGAAGAAGAAGAAGAAGCUGAGGUAGAAGGAGAGGAUGACGGGGAAAAGACGCCGGUACCGCCACUAGAGAUCAACAUCUUCAGCGGAUCCAGUUUUGACGCAGAGGGGGAUGAGGGCACGGGCCCGUCCCGGCAGGGCUCGAUGGCCAGCAUGUCCGCGGAGGGGGAGCGCAGCAGCGCCGCCAGCGGGUCCAUGUCGCUCCGCCCGCCCAGCUCCGAGAGCGACCGGCGCUUCCUGGAGGUCUGUCCGACUUUCCAAACUGGCAGCGGUGUCGGCUACACGAACCGGACAGCGUCUCAGAGUGACGAUUCUGAACGCUCACAGAGCGCCACGCAGGACAACGAUGGCGAAGAAAUUCAGGAGAGGGCAGUCAUUGAGGAAGACUUAAAGAAACAACGUCCGUCUUCAGGAAAAAGCGAGACGGCAAGUCUCCAGCCAAGACCACCUUCCGCGGAAAGCAAAGAUAGAAAACGCAGGAGAAAAUCCGGGUCUAAGACCAGCUUAAGGAGUGAUGGAGAAAUGAGCUCAAGAGCUUUCUCUGUAUCAGAAGACAAUGCAGCAUCUCCAAGGCCAUCUUCAGGAAGAAGUACCUCCAGUAGGAAGGACAACAGGCCCGGCAGCGUCGCUAGCGGACAUGUGUCAAUCCAAUCGCUACCAGUUAAAGGCAACGUUGAGAGGCCAACGUUCAACAGACCGAAAAGCGCUGACAUCAGGGGACGGAACGCCAAGAUGGACAGAUCGGAAGAGAACACAGACGGAGAAAAUGACACCAUUUCCUUGCAUGAUAAGCGACUGAAAGAAUCAGAGAAGAAGACAGCAGGCGAUAUCGACGAUACAGAAACGCGCCAGAGCCGUCGGUCCCUUCACUCCGCAAAGUCUAACAAAUCCUUCCGUAGCAUCGCCUCCACGCGGUUAGACUACCUGGCCGAAUUAGCGGACAUCAAGGAAAAACUGGAAGGUAAGACUGCCGACUGGGAGGGUCUGACGGAAGACAACUUGGAAGGUUUCUUGGAGGAUCUUCGCGAGCUGUACGGACGGACCACGGCUGUCCUGAGGAACAGCCACAGGGAUAGCAUCUGUCUUAUGGAGAGGAUCGUCCAGGUCAGGAAACUCCUGAAGGAGACCAGGAGGAAACUUCGAGACGAGACCAGCGAUCGAAGUCUUAGUAGCUUGGAUGAAAAAGACCCAGGCCCGUCCCAGCAGCUGACCCAGACCGUACAGCAGGCGCGGGCGACCCUAGCCCGGGCAGUGGCGGAGGCGGCAGAGGCGGAGCGCAGCGCGGCGGCGGCAGAAGUGGCGGCGGCAGAGGCGGCAGCGGCCGCGGGAAGGACCAUGGCAGCGCCCGAAACCGAGACGAAGAACACGGAGGAAUCAGAGGAGCUGGCACCUGCUCAAGGGGAUGACGUCACCGAUAAGGCAGUGGAAGAUGCUCAGGAGAAGGAAACCACCAUGGCAACGGAGGAAGGGGAGACAGAGAAGACCGAGAGUGAAGAAAAAGUAGAAAAUGGUGAAACGGAAGGUAAGGAGGAAGAUAUAAAAGAUACAAAGGAAGAAGAGCAAACAGAAGAGUCUGAAGAAGGCGCGAAAGCAGAAACGGACGACACGCCUGAUGCAGAGUCCACUGGGAACGAGGAGGGAACCGGGGAACGAGAACAGCCUCCAGACGAGACAGCCGACGCUGCUACAGAGGAACGAAAAGUCUCAGAAGAAGAAGAAGUCUCCGAAGAACAAAAAGCAACAGAAGAGGAAAAUGAGACACAAGACGCAGAUAAACAAGGUAAGGAAGAAGCUAAAGAAACAACGGAAGGCUCCGAAGAGAAGACUGAAAGAAAAGCCAGUAAACUAGAGGAUAUAAAAGAAGUGGAUGACUCCGAGAAAGCUGAAGAACAAGAAGAAAAGCAAGAGAGCGGUAAAACCGAGAACAGGACCAGCCCGACGCCGCCUCCACCCACUGCUCGCAGGAGAAGCGAGCCGACAAUUUCACAGGCACCUUCUCCGCGGGGCAACCAGGGGUCCUCACAAGCCAUGCUGCGGCGGGGCAGUCUGAUGGACGUGCGGCUCAGGCAGGCGGAGAGGACGCAAAGGGACGCUAUGAAGGACCCCAACAACUGGCCAAUGGAAGCUCUGCAGGUAGAGAACCUAGACGGAGAGUCCGAGGUUGGCUGUCUGAUCCGCGCCACGUCAGACGUGCUGGACUCGCCCCCCUCCCCCAUCUCCGCCUCCUACCUCCACCACCUCUCCCACCUCACCGUGGGCAGCAACGAAGAGCUGGUCAGCGAGGUGGUGGACCUGCAGCCUCGGGGGCACACGCUCCCCGGCCCGCUGAUCGUGGCCGUGCCGUACCCGGUCUCGGCGCGGGUCGGCAGUCGGGAGGUUAUCGUGAAGACGUCGCAGGACGGGGAGAAGUGGCGGGCUAUCCCGACAUUCAACCCUGAAGCCAACUACAGAGAGAGAAAGGGAGUUUUCUUCGCCGAAGUGAACGUGAAGCAGCUGGGCAUGUUUGCAGUACUGUCACGGCCCGCUAGGGAGAAGAUCCACGUCCCCACCAAGGGCGGACUGUUCAAGGCGCCUCAGGACCAGCGCGUCUCCUUCAAGUAUGCCAAGGAGGGCGUCAAGACGCCUCUGAUGCUCACCUUGGAGAUCCAGCCCGUCUCCAUGUCUGUUGUCGCUGACGUCAAGUCACGUGAGAAAACCUGCGAGGGUCUCAUCUCCUGCAGCCCCAUAGUGCGCAUGUCACACAGCGUCAACAUCCACACACGUGACUCUCCACCAAUCACCGUCACCGUUCCAGUUCCGCCGAACCCCAGCCGCGCAGCCGCAGAAGAGAGCAAUACAAGCAGUAGGAGACCCAAAACAGCGUUCGAAGGCGGCCGUUCGUCGGACGCGGCCUCUCGACCAAUGAGCGCCUUCUCGCUGGGCACGCGCAGUAGCAGCGCGCAGGACGAUGACGACACGCUGCGGUUGAUGACGUGGGAGGAAGGCGGUUGGCUGGUGCACGAUGACGUAGAGCUGACGGAGAGGAAGGGUGACCUGGUGGCGUUCGAACUCAAGGUCGUGCUGCAGCGGUUCAUUAUCCUCCGUCUGAAGACCGGUUCACACUACUCCCCAGAGAAAGUAGUCCGUGCGCUGGAGAAAUCCCUCCGCACCAAGCGGGCGGCGUGCAUCGCCCGGCACAGGGCAGACGACCCACAGAGCCUCGUUUUCAAGUGCGUUCCCGCGGCAGACUCCAACAAGACCCUCCGUGCCCUGGAGGAUUCUGGGUACGUGGGCCCACCCGACGCCAGCUCUGACGUACUCCUGACGGAGGGACAGCUCAUUUACAUGCGGCUGCUAGGAAACAUAACAGAAGCUGACGACUCUUCAAAAGAGGAGCUCCGUUUGCCAUUCCACUGUCACGUGCACAAGUCGGUGAGGUUAAAGGUCAAAGAGCAGGACGAGUUCGCCAAUCACAGCUACGAUGAGUACCGGGGUCAGGUGAAGUUCUUCCUGCGUGAAAACAACGAGCAUGAUGGGAAGGAAACGUCACUAUGCAAGCUGCCUGUCUCACUACCCAAGAAAGAAAGACCACGACCAAGACCACCAAGUUCAUACCGGAAACUCAUUGAAGUUCCGGGCCCGCUGGGAACGGACGGACUAAACCAUCUGGCCCGUGAGAUGGGGGAGGACUGGGACGUGGUGGCGGGGUACCUGAAGGUCAAGCACAGCCGCGUACAGGCCAUCAAACGGAACUACCCUGGUGAUAUCAAACAACAGGCCUUUGACAUGCUGUACACGUGGCGGAACAGCAUGCCGCGACAUUGUGACAAAGUCGGCGUGCUGUACAAGGCGCUACGCAAGUCGGACCGUGGAGACCUGGCCGAGAAACUUCGCGCCCAAACCGCUGCAUGAGAACGCUUUAUAUGCUGCAGUUUCAUAUAAAAACGCUAGAGGGGGUACAUGAGUGGUCAUUGUUUUGGAUCCUCAUCAAACUGUAGACGUACUUGUACAACAAACAAUAAAAGGGUGCCAAGUGGGCUUGAUAACAGACGGUGUAUUGCAAUAAAAUUAACAUGAAUUAUAUACUUAAGCGCUUCAAAAAAAUUUUCAAGUUGACAAUCCGUCCAAGAUUUGGUCCAUCAAAGUAAAUUUGAAGU